AUGUCACAAAAUGUAUUUCGCACAUCCUUUCGAGCAAGUGUCCAUACUCGAGAGUUACAAAAUAUUUUCUGCAAACCGAAACUUGCCUAUUUCAGUAGUAAAAAGAGAGCCACAACUGCUAAUAGUAGUUCUUGGUUAAAACGGUUUCUAACACCAGCGGAAGAGAGGGAUCUCUAUUUCGACAUAACAAGUUCAUUCCGUAAGAAGCUGGUUGAACAGUCUGAGAAGAGUCAUCAGUCUUACAGUAACAUAAUAGAACAUGCACUUUUGGCAUCGAACAAUAAAGUGGCUAUACAGAAAAUAAUUCCAGCUCAUCGUCUGAAAGAUUUACAAACCGAAAUAGAUAAGGCAGGAAAAGAGAAGGAUAUUCAAAAAUUGCAACAAUUAGAGGAGGAAUUACUUUCAGAGAGCGGCCUGUAUAAUCAGCAACUAAUUACAAUGUAUAAUAGACUCAUUCGAGCGUAUUUGUGGAGCGGCAAUUUGCAGUAUGCCGAGGGGAUAUUGACUAAAAUACGCAAUCAAGAUUUGCUACCAACAACACGAACAUUUACAUAUCUAAUCAAAGCAUAUCUGGAAGCGAACCAAUUAUCAAAAGCAAACAAUAUGGCUGAAACAAUGCAGCAUCUCUCGCUACUAAACUUGAAGAGAUACCACAGUUUUGAUGUAGAGGUCAUGUUGAGAUAUUAUAUCGCAUGCGGUGAUAAGCAUGCUAUUGACUACUUAUGGCGCGACAUGACUCCAUUAAUAGACAUGAUUAACCCCACUUUGAAAGUGUUAACUAUUUACAUUGACUAUUUAUUAUCAACAGCUACUUCAGGUAUUGAUCGUACCAAUGAAAAUGGGAUAGAUAUGGUCUCACAAGUAGCGCAGAUAGUUUUACAUAAAUAUCAAAAAACUGAAACGGUCAGUUUAGAGGCAUUUGUUACAUGGCUGAAAGCAACAAAAAUAUUAGCGAGUCAACAGCAUACAAGAUAUACUCAACAAGCAGAGGAAUUAUUAUGCUACCUGAUUGAAAGGGCACCAUCGAUACAAGAUUCAAUGUCGAUAUCGAAACCAGCAAUAUCAAUUGAUAACAACUACCAAAAAAUGAUAACGGAACUGAUCAAUCACAUUGUACAGUUGUACACUACGGAAAAUCAAGCCUUGAAGAUUCUAGCGUUUUAUUACAAAUUGCGGAAAGUGAUGGCUAGGAGUGUACUACCUGAAGAGCUUCUCGAUUCCAAAGCAAUACAAACUGUAAAGAGUACCUUACAACGCGUGGAGGAGAAGUCUAAAUACGAUAGCGACAGCAACAGUCGACAAAUAAUCACGUCAUUGGAAGGCUUAAUAACGGAUGUCUGA
Messenger RNA from Mycotypha africana, 1341 nucleotides. RefSeq lists its product as uncharacterized. NCBI's taxonomy places the organism in Eukaryota, Fungi, Mucoromycota, Mucoromycetes, Mucorales, Mycotyphaceae. The record is from RefSeq and is a predicted model, not a curated record. Bases 1 to 1341 code for a protein of 446 amino acids. The transcript has a single exon. Gene Ontology annotation, molecular function: protein binding.